CCUCUGCUUUUCAGAGGUGGUUUGUGGAGCCCCCGCCAUCUACCUUGACUUUGCCCGUCAGAAGCUGGAUGCAAAGAUUGGUGUUGCGGCACAAAACUGUUACAAGGUACCAAAGGGAGCUUUUACAGGCGAGAUCAGCCCAGCCAUGAUCAAGGACAUUGGAGCCACAUGGGUGAUUCUGGGCCACUCGGAGCGGAGACAUGUUUUUGGAGAAUCCGAUGAGCUGAUCGGACAGAAGGUGGCUCAUGCUCUAGCUGAAGGCCUUGGUGUCAUUGCCUGCAUUGGAGAGAAGCUGGAUGAGAGAGAAGCUGGCAUAACAGAGAAGGUGGUUUUUGAACAGACUAAAGCUAUUGCUGAUAACGUGAAGGACUGGAGUAAAGUGGUUCUUGCCUAUGAGCCAGUGUGGGCUAUUGGUACUGGUAAAACUGCAACACCUCAACAGGCUCAGGAAGUUCAUGAGAAGCUGAGGGGAUGGCUCAAAAGCCACGUGUCCGAUGCUGUUGCUCAGUCAACUAGGAUUAUCUAUGGAGGUUCAGUCACUGGUGGCAACUGUAAGGAGCUGGCCUCACAGCAUGAUGUGGAUGGCUUCCUUGUUGGAGGGGCUUCUCUCAAGCCAGAGUUUGUGGAUAUUAUUAAUGCAAAACACUGAAGCAGCCUGGAGUCCCUUGGAAUCACAAGGAGUCCCUUGGGAUUAGGAG
Molecule: messenger RNA, 698 nt
Organism: Tinamus guttatus (white-throated tinamou)
Lineage: Eukaryota; Metazoa; Chordata; Aves; Tinamiformes; Tinamidae
Source: RefSeq, a predicted model, not a curated record